AUGAGCUCCAAUCAACCUCCUAACAGCAGCGGAGGUACUAGUAACGCUACCAACUCUGACCUCAACGACUCGUCCACUGGUGCCUCGAUGGGUCUUGAUUUGCAACAACAGCGCGGGGAUCCGCCCGUGGAUGACCCAGAGAUUGCAGCACCAGAGAGAGCAAGUCUCUUGCAGAGAGGAGCUUCUGCAUCUACCAACAAUAAUAUGAGAAUACGUGAGGCUCUCUUCCGCAACGGAAGUGGUAGAGGCCUGCAAAGCGAUCUUGCUGCGUUCAGCUCGGCAUCUUCAGAUGGACUUCGCUUGUUGCAAAAUCUCGAGAUGCAACAGCAACAACGGGCCCUCCUGGCAGCAACUGGGGCUAACCCACUUCAGCAACACCUGGGCUUGCUUCAACUUCAGCAGGUCGAUACAGCAGCUUUGGAGCAAAACAUUUCCAGUGCUUUUGGGUCUUCUGCCGCAUUGGGCCAGCUGGGUUUGCCGGGGCUCAGUCCUUUUCAGCAGUUCCAGAACCUUGCUGGGGCGCCUUUUGCGGCCCAGCUGAAUGCGGCCCAGCUGAACGCGUCCCUGUCUCUUGCAAGACCCCCCUCGUCCAUCCUGGGAAUGGCGUCACCUUUUGCGGCGCCUGGCACGUUGAACCCGUCUUCAGGAAAUACGGAUCGACCAGCAGCAAACAGGCUUUCUGAUUUGCUCCAAGCCACCAACCGCAGGGGCGUGGAUCCAACCAGAGGAUCCAACCACGCAGAUCUCUCCAACAGUGCCAGAGCCGAGCUGGCACAACGCCUUCACCUGCAGACGGAACAACUCCUGCAGCUGCAAGCUCAACAACGGCAACUUGGGAGGAGCACCCCUGUUGCGGCAGCCACUGGCAAUUCCCAGCCCCCCUCGCAGAAGCCUCCGGGGCAACUGGUGGAACCACUCACAGUCGCAGCUGCGGCCCAGAACAGGGCACAGCUCCCCGCACCAGCUAAAGAGGGCAGCAAGAAGAAGAAGAAAAAGGCAGGAAAAAGGAAGGCCGCCGCACAAGUUGAUGAUGCUUUCCUUAUGAGCCUGAUCGACACCAGAGCGGCCUCUUCAGCCAAGGACCCGCCCGACGGGGAGCCGACAGCAACCGCAACCGCAAAGAAGAGCGCUAGUAACCGCCCGAUCGUCAGGAAAAAGAGACGGGUGCCCGCCCACAGUCAGUUGGCCAAUUUGCCAGAGAACACCACUCCGCAUUUCACUGAACGAGAACAUGCUGCGCUGGGGGUCGAUGAAGAUCAUAAUUGGCUCUCCGAAUUCCAGUGUUUUGCUCGAGUGGAAAUGAUGGAGGUGUACCAAGCGACCCAAGCUGAUGUUGUGAUCCGAAGUACCUCAAAGUCGGUCAAGCUGGACCAAGUGGGUGUCCGUUGUCGCUUUUGCGCGCAUCUGCCUCAUGGAGAAAGGGUCAAUCGAUCCAGUGCCUUUCCUUCUCGACUCAACAAGUUGUAUCAGUCAUUCAACAUGAUGGUUCGUGACCAUUUCGCUCACUGCACUGAAAUCCCCCAUGACACCAUGGAGCGGUACUUGGCCCUCAAGGCCAAGAACUCGCAAGGUGCCUGUGAUUCUCGUCAUUACUGGUACUACUCUGCCCAGAAACUUGGCAUGAUCGACACCGUCAAGCCUGGAGACGAGGAGAGUAUGAAGAGCGGCGGAGGCAAUGGUAUCGAAAUGACCCCGGAAACUCAGGCGUCUGGUCGAAACAUGCCUCCUUAUGGAACCGCGAUCGAAGAAGUGGCAUCGGCCACAGACCAGAGCAAGGCGGAAGACCUCGCCCUUGUCCGUAUCCCCGAAGACAAGGACAAGGCAUCCCCGUUCCUCUACGAGCUCAUGUCACACAUUCAGAUCGUGCGGUUGUUGCAAUCGGAACGAGUUGGCAAGAGAAAGACUCUCCCCCUUGGACUGAAUGGUUUUGGGUGUCGUUACUGCUUUAAGGUUGGCCGGUUGGGUUUCAGCCGGUGCUAUCCUCUUCGUCGAAGGGGUUUGCCAGCCCAGAUUUAUGAUAUGUACAAUCAUCUUCAACGAUGCACCGUGUGCCCCGAACCAGUUAAGACGGUCCUCCGUCGGUUGCGAGAUGAACAGGAUAAGCAACGAAAGCAGGCUGCAGGUUCAGAGUCGAAGACGCAACCCUCCACCAAGACCAAAGGCAGCGGUGGCAGUUCAGAAGCACUUUUGGAAGGGGAAUACAUGGAUUUAGUCUGGUCAAGACUUGGUAGAACCUGCGACUUGACUACUUAA
Messenger RNA from Seminavis robusta, 2253 nucleotides. The record is from the annotation of a GenBank genome assembly. NCBI's taxonomy places the organism in Eukaryota, Bacillariophyta, Bacillariophyceae, Naviculales, Naviculaceae.